Syngnathus typhle (broad-nosed pipefish) is the source of this 2410-nucleotide messenger RNA. It is a transcript of the gene arsia, whose product is annotated as arylsulfatase family, member Ia. The coding region runs from base 372 to 2084 and encodes 570 amino acids. The record is from RefSeq and is a predicted model, not a curated record. Lineage: Eukaryota; Metazoa; Chordata; Actinopteri; Syngnathiformes; Syngnathidae. The transcript has 3 exons.
AGAAUGUUGAACUCUCAAAGCUGGAAUGAUCUACGUUCAUGAGUGCCACUUGGCUUUAGUAGAAACAUUACUGUGUGUGUUUAAAGGUGGUAGGAAGCUCAUGUUUUUUCAGCCAAGCUGCAAGGUAGAUGGGCGGUGUUAACUGGAUCACGAGGGGAAUGAAAAUGUUUUCCAAGGAGCUUUUGAACAUUUCUGGAGUGGCGAUGAACUCGGGUAAAAGUGUGGCUGAGGCUCACAAACUUUCCAAUCAGAUUUGGAAAUUUGAGACAUGAGAGUACGGUACUGUUUUUGUUUCUUUUUUUUAUCAACUCCAAGAUGCUUUGGUGACAUCACGCUGGCAACUGGAUUGUUUGGCCUUUGAGAGAAUAGCAAUGGCUACAACGGCCCUGACUGGUUUCUCCAUGAUGAGUCUUCUCAGUCUAGGAUACCUGACCUGGGAUUCAAAUGGUCCCAAUCAGGUGGAAAAAGAGCCAGGUCAGACUUUUGGUGCGGGGUCUCUGGGUCCAAAGCCUCCUCAUAUAAUCUUCAUCAUGACAGAUGAUCAGGGAUUCAACGAUAUAGGCUAUCACAGCUCUGAUAUAAAGACACCGGUGCUGGAUAAGUUGGCAGCUGAUGGGGUGAAGCUGGAGAAUUAUUACAUCCAGCCAAUAUGCACUCCAUCCCGAAGCCAAUUCAUCACUGGAAGGUAUCAGAUUCACACAGGUCUCCAGCAUUCCAUCAUCCGACCCCGCCAGCCAAACUGUCUUCCCUUCCAACAUGUCACCCUCCCCCAGAGACUGCAGGAGCUUGGGUAUUCCACUCACAUGGUAGGCAAGUGGCACUUGGGCUUUUACAAGAAGGAGUGCCUGCCAACACGUCGUGGCUUUGACACAUACUUUGGCUCCCUGACCGGUAGUGUCAACUACUACACCUACAACUCCUGUGACGGUCCGGGCCUCUGUGGUUUCGACCUCCACGAAGGUGAGACUGUAGCGUGGGGUGAGAGGGGAAAGUACUCCACCCAUUUGUACACACAGAGGGUCCGCAAAAUUCUGGCAAGACAUGAUCCCAGCGUGCAGCCGCUCUUUAUCUACCUUUCCUUUCAAGCCGUUCAUACGCCCUUGCAGUCCCCGCGGGAGUACAUCUAUCCGUACCGAGGGUUGGGCAACGUGGCCCGCAGAAAGUAUGCUGCCAUGGUCUCUGUGGUGGAUGAGGCAGUUCGAAAUAUAACAUACGCCCUCCGUAAGUAUGGCUACUAUCAAAACAGCGUCAUCAUUUUUUCUACGGACAACGGCGGACAACCACUGUCCGGCGGCAACAAUUGGCCACUUCGGGGGCGUAAAGGCACCUACUGGGAAGGUGGAGUCCGAGGCUUGGGAUUUGUCCACAGUCCUCUGUUGAGGAGAAAGAGGAGGGUGAGCAAAGCCCUGAUGCACAUCACUGACUGGUACCCUACACUUGUACGCCUGGCAGGUGGCAACGAGUCCCUUACAAAAGGGGUUGAUGGAUUUGAUGUCUGGGAUGCCAUCAGUGAGGGUAAGGAGUCUCCCAGAUUGGAAAUCCUACACAACAUCGACCCUCUCUAUAACCGUGCCCGCAGCGGCUCCUUGCAGAAGGGACAUGGGAUUUGGAAUACAGCCGUGCAGGCCUCAAUCCGAGCUGGAGACUGGAAAUUGCUGACCGGAGAUCCUGGUUACGGAGACUGGACACCACUGCAGGUCCUUCCGAGCUUCCCUGUCGGCUGGUGGAACCUUGAGCGGCACACUGAACCCAAGAAAUCAGUAUGGCUUUUCAAUAUCUCUGGAGACCCCUAUGAACGUUGUGACCUCUCAGAGCAGAGACCAGAUGUGGUCAAAGAGUUGAUGGCGAGACUGGUGUACUACAACCGUACUGCCGUCCCAGUACGGUACCCAUCAGAGGACCAACGGGCUGACCCCCGGCUGAAUGGUGGUGCCUGGGUUCCAUGGAUGGCUGAUGAGGAAGAAGACAGCCAGGACACAUUUUAUCCAAAGAAGAAUAUGGACUGGAAGAAAAAGAUUAAACUGUCUCAUAGUAGAUCAUUUUUCAAGAGACUCAACACUAGGAUCAUGUCCAACAGGAUAUGACUAUAUAAAAGCAAGACACGUGAAUAUCACAGAUUCAGGGCUCUAUUUUGGAAGAAUGGCAUGAGUGCGGUCGGCGCAACAUGGGCCUAACUUCAUAUUCUUGAUGACGGUUUCCCUCGCCCCAGACUCAUCCGACAAUUUGGUAACAAAGUCAUGGUAAAUCCAAGAAAAAAAAGGCUGCAGUGGAAUUCUGGAAAAUGAGUGAUCAUGUGGAAGACAAUUUUCAACACAGAUUAAAUUAAAACAGCAAAUAUGACUCUGAGUGCAAUCAUGUUUUCUGAGCUGUAGUAAAUUCAAGUGCUUAUAAUAAAUCAACCUUACUUGAA